Molecule: messenger RNA, 1838 nt
Organism: Parastagonospora nodorum SN15
Lineage: Eukaryota; Fungi; Ascomycota; Dothideomycetes; Pleosporales; Phaeosphaeriaceae
Exons: 4
Coding region: 1-1722 (573 amino acids)
Cellular component (GO): endoplasmic reticulum membrane
Molecular function (GO): sphingosine-1-phosphate phosphatase activity
Source: RefSeq, a predicted model, not a curated record
AUGAGCCCUCAGCAUGAUGCGCCACCGCCCGAUGCAGCCCCCGUGAAGAGCGAGCCCCGGCUGGACGCGGGCAACCGACACCACGACCACUACGCCCGCAGACUGCCCCAAUGGCGCAACAGCCUGCGCAACCACCUCAUCCCCAUUGUGCGCUGGGAGACGCCGUGGCUGGCCCUGCUGCAGGACAAGAUACGGUCGCCCGCGCUUGACUCGUACUUUGCCUACACGGCGAACCUGGGCACCCACACUUCUGGUGUGGAUACACCAACGUUGGGCGAGCGUAUGUGCGCGACACCGCCAGAGGCCACAGUGGCUGACGUGCACAGGACCGUCUUCAUGCUGGCUGCAGGGGUCUACCUGACUGGCUUUCUGAAAGACAUGGUGUGCCUUCCCCGGCCGCUGUCACCUCCGCUGGCCCGUAUCUCCAUGUCGGGUUCCGCCGCACUCGAGUAUGGCUUUCCGUCGUCGCAUUCAGCAAAUGCCGUGUCCGUGGCCUUCUACGCCAUCUACACCAUUCGGCAGAGUCCCGAGGCCUACCACCCAUAUGUCUGGAUUGGACUGCAGGGCCUCUUCUACUUCUACGCCGUGUCCAUCAUAUUUGGUCGCCUGUACUGUGGCAUGCACGGCUUCCUCGAUGUCAUCGUUGGCAGUGUCAUUGGCGCCCUGAUCACCGCCUUCUACCUCGUCUGCUAUGACUGGCUAGAGUCUUGGGUUUUCAGCGGCAGCUAUACUGACAUCUUCAUCGCCACGCUGGUGGUAUGCAUCAUGAUCCGUAUCAAUCCCGAGCCCGCUGAUGACUGCCCCUGUUUCGACGAUAGUGUCUCGUUCUUGGGCGUGGUAAUCGGAAUCAACCUGGGCGCAUGGCACUACGCCCAGACGGGCCUGGCACUGGACUAUCCCAUUCCCUCCACCGUGCCAUUUGACCUGGAGAAGAUCGGGCUGCUGAAAGCAACACUUCGAAUCCUUCUCGGCGUCGUCAUCAUCUUCAUGUGGAGGGCGAGUGCCAAGUCUGCCCUCCUCAAAGGACUUCCGCCAUUCUUCCGUCUACUGGAACAGGCGAGGCUUAAUUUGCCCCGCGUGUACUUCCUCAACGCUUCGAAAUACACUUCCAUCCCUACGCUACGUGACGAUGAUAAUCUCAUCCCGCCCGCUCGGGAACUGCCCGAGAGGAUCAUGAACCUUGCCCACCCGCGCAAAAGAUCCGUUUCCGUAGGACCGCAAUCUGCCGCAGAUGCGUAUGAGACUCUCCAUUACCGUAAUAGGCGGCGACGUGAAAGUGUCAGCUCGCUUGACGGAGGAGUGCCAGAAGGCGCGCUGUGGGAACCAAGCCCGCGCCUACAGUCUAAACCACAAACCCCGGCCUUGGAGAAGACCGAACCGCAACUACUCGGCGCAAGCCUGCUUCCGACGCCCAUGCAGUCCCGUGUUCACUCUUACGAGCAGAUGAUGGGUACUGGUCAGGCUCAUUCAUCUGAGAAAGAGAGAAUGACACCACCAGGGAGUGAUACGGACACCGCCGGCGACACCGUUCAGCUCAACCAAACCCUAACAGACGAAGAGACUGAGACUGAGAAGAGAGAGCUCUUUAACCAGUUGAUGAAGCCUCGUGUGCGGUACGACGUCGAGGUCGUGACGAAGCUGAUUGUGUACAGUGGCAUUGCCUGGAUAGCCGUUGAAGGUAACCCCCUGCUCUUCGAACUCGUAGGGCUGGGCAUGCCAUAACAUCUCUUAUUUUCCCUAACACUUCCUGCACAUAGUCUUCCGCCACAUAAUCUUCCUACACCUCGCCCUUGAUGGGUAGUGUUCUACCUAAUAAUGUAACCCCGCAUGCAAACCUU